Messenger RNA from Nicrophorus vespilloides, 1441 nucleotides. RefSeq names its product microfibrillar-associated protein 1 (gene Mfap1). Gene Ontology annotation, molecular function: RNA binding. Gene Ontology annotation, biological process: mRNA splicing, via spliceosome. The transcript is spliced from 4 exons. Bases 83 to 1426 code for a protein of 447 amino acids. Lineage: Eukaryota; Metazoa; Arthropoda; Insecta; Coleoptera; Silphidae. Gene Ontology annotation, cellular component: U2-type spliceosomal complex. The record is from RefSeq and is a predicted model, not a curated record.
AUCGAAAUCUAACCUAGUUUGUGAUACCACAAACAAAUAGUGUAGUGUUAUUAUUUGGAUCCAGUGGAUAAUGUUCUGAAAGAUGAACGCACCUACUGUUGUUGGAAUACAAAGUACGGCUGGGGCCGUUCCAGUUCGAAAUGAGAAGGGUGAAAUUACCAUGCAAAAAGUUAAGGUCCACAGAUAUGUAUCUGGUAAGAGGCCUGACUAUGCACAAGACAGAAAAUCAGACACAGAGAGUGAUGAUGAGGACUUUCUGGAGAAAAGGAGUUUGGCUGCACAGAAAGCUCAAAGCCCGGAGCCACAUCACAGUGAUGAAGAGGAAUUGAAUGAUCCCAGAUUGAGGAGACUGAGGAUUAGGGAUGCUGAUACUGAGGUGAGACCAGAGAGGCGCAGGCACAUUGUUGAGCCAGAAGUUUUAGAGCCCAGUGGUGAUGAGUAUGAUGAGGAGGAGGAUAACUUACAGCUGCCAGAGCCUAAGCAUAUGCUAGAGGCUCCUGAUGAUGAUGAAUCUGAAGCGGAAUUGAGCGAUAGCGAGAUAGAGAAGAAGCGUGAGAUGCUUCGAAAGAGAAUGCUGGUAAAGCAGGAAGAGCAUGAGGUGAUGGCUAAAGAGGAGGAAAAAUCCGAUGAUUCCGAUUCAGGAGACAGUUCGGAAUACGAGGAGUACACUGAUUCCGAGGAGGAGACUGGACCUAGGUUGAAACCUGUGUUCGUGAGAAAACGGGACAGGAUCACUGUCAUUGAAAAGGAGAAAGAAGCUCAGGCUGAAAAACAGAUGGAGAUUGAAGUGCAAAAGAGUGUGGAGGAGAGACGAAAGCAGACGUUGAGAAUGGUAGAAGAUAGCAUUAAGAAGGAACAACAAGUUAAGGAUAAGGAUACAAACGAACCUAAUAUUAACGAUGUAUGCACGGAUGACGAAAAUGACGAGGUUGAAUACGAGGCAUGGAAACUUAGGGAGCUGAAACGCGUUAAAAGGGACCGCGAAGAAAGAGAAGGUGUGGAAAAGGAAAGGAUAGAGAUCGAACGGUUGCGAAACUUGACAGAAGAGGAGCGUAGGGCGGAGCUACGAAUGAACCCGAGGACGGUCACCAAUAAGGCAACGAAGGGAAAGUAUAAGUUCUUGCAGAAAUACUAUCAUCGUGGUGCUUUCUAUCUGGACAGCGAAGACGAUGUAUAUAAGAGGGAUUUCUCACAAGCAACUUUAGAGGAUCACUUCGACAAGACCGUAUUCCCGAAAGUCAUGCAAGUGAAAAACUUCGGUCGCUCCGGGCGCACCAAGUAUACACAUCUGGUCGACCAAGAUACAACGCAGUUCGAUUCGCCCUGGUCCAGCGAGACCGCUCAAAACUUGAAAUUCCACGCGUCUCAGGCCGGAGGCGUUCGGCAGGUGUUCGAGAAACCGUCGAAAAAGAGAAAAACUCAGUAAAUAAAAUAUGUAUAU